This is a messenger RNA of Phyllostomus discolor (pale spear-nosed bat), 3159 nucleotides long. RefSeq names its product CDC42 effector protein 3 (gene CDC42EP3). The coding region runs from base 1350 to 2114 and encodes 254 amino acids. The record is from RefSeq and is a predicted model, not a curated record. The transcript has 2 exons. NCBI's taxonomy places the organism in Eukaryota, Metazoa, Chordata, Mammalia, Chiroptera, Phyllostomidae.
UCGCCGGAAUGACCGGCAGGCACAGGUGUCCCGAAGGGAGAAAUUUCACGCUCCCGGCCAGCAGCUGUGCCACUUGCGCCUUGUCGCGCGUCGGUGAAGCCGCUACCCGCUUGGCCCAGCUUUAGGCAAGUCUCUUUUAGGGACCCGCGGGAGAAAAAACACCUCCUCGUGGACUGGGAAAACCUGCUGCGUCGGCUGUUCGCGUGCCCACUGGCUCAGCCUGUAGCUUGGAUGUCUCCAGUCUGCCAAAUCCACUCUCCGGGUUUUGGCGACAGCUCCAAAGGGGAGCGAGGUGGAAACUGACCGAACAGGACCCUCCUCCCCUAGCCCGGCAUCCCAGAGGUCCGGGGACCCGCAGCCAAGCAAGGGCAGCACGGUCAGGUGGCGCUAUUUCUCCGUCUGCCCGCCCGCCACGCCGGAACCUCUGUGGGCUAGGUCGGCUUGUUGGGACAAGGAGAGGUGGGCGCACGAUUAGUGCAGGUGUCUGGGUUGCCAGUGGAGUCCCUUUGUCCUUGGUUACCGCUCCCCGGGGUCCCUUCUGGAACUGAGCAUUCGGAGACCUCUCUUUGUGAGGAGGGAGCUGAACGCAGCUUCUCCGAGGGAAGCCACAUUCCCUAGAGGUGGCGCUGGGGAGGUAACAAUGGGAGCUCAUUGUCCUCCGUGAGCCCGGAGACCCAGACGCCGGGGAUCCUCGCCAGUCCGCCCGCCCAGAGGCGCGGCGCAGGUACUGAUUUCGGGUGGGUUCGCUCGGCCUCCCGCUCCCUCCGCCCCGCCCCGCCCCGGUCCGCCCCUGGAGCAGCAGCCCCGCCCCGCCCCGCCCUUCGCAGGUUCAGUCCGGGAGUCCGGCCGACGCGCACACAGUCCUGCUCGCACCUUCACUCCGGGCGGCAUCUGCAGCGGGCAGUGCCGUGGCCGGGUCCGACAGGCGGGCGAUCCUGGAAACCAGCGACUUCGGGCGCCUUCACGCUGUGUGGGAGCAGAUAAUGCUGUGAGGAGACACCGCGCCAGCCCAGCAGCGGGUAACAGACUAGGACUGCGUGCGCCCUUGUAGGCGUUGCUGCCUGGCGCCGGGUCCCAGGGCAGCGGCUGAGAUCCUUGGGGGCUGCUGGUUUCUCCAGGUCGUGGCAGGGGCUGGCUGUAGUCACCGGCUCCGCAGAAAGCCCCACUUGGCGGUAACUUCAGGAGGGCUCUCCCCAUCAUCCUUCGCCUGCCUCCACGGCCACUUCUGAGGCUACUUGAGGAAAAUGAUGUGACCGUCCCUCUCGGAAAGGAGCAUCGGGAACGCAGAACCUCCGUGAAGGAAGUGGCCCUGUUUCCCUCUUGUGGAAGUGACAUUCUCAAAUUCCAAAAUGCCAGCCAAGACCCCAAUUUACCUGAAAGCUGCCAAUAACAAGAAAGGAAAGAAAUUUAAAUUGAGGGACAUUCUGUCUCCUGAUAUGAUCAGCCCUCCCCUCGGAGACUUUCGCCACACCAUUCACAUCGGCAAAGAGGGCCAGCACGAUGUCUUUGGAGAUAUUUCCUUUCUCCAAGGAAACUACGAGCUUUUACCUGGAAACCAGGAGAAAGCUCACCUGGGCCAGUUCCCGGGCCAUAACGAGUUCUUCCGGGCCAACAGCACCUCCGACUCUGUGUUCACAGAAACGCCCUCCCCGGUGCUCAAAAACGCCAUCUCCCUCCCAACCAUCGGGGGGUCCCAAGCGCUCAUGUUACCCUUAUUGUCGCCCGUGACGUUUAAUUCCAAACAGGAGUCCUUCGGGCCGGCCAAGCUGCCCAGGCUUAGCUGUGAGCCUGUCAUGGAGGAAAAGGCUCCUGAGAAAAGCAGAAUGCUGGAGAACGGGACCGUCCACCGGGGAGACGUCUCCUGGGGCUCCAGUGGGUCCGCGUCGCAGUCCAGCCAGGGCAGGGACAGCCACUCGUCCAGCCUCUCCGAACAGUACCCCGACUGGCCAGCUGAGGACAUGUUCGACCACCCCACCCCGUGCGAGCUCGUCAAGGAAAAGACUAAAUCGGAGGAGUCCCUCUCUGAUCUCACGGGCUCCCUCCUCUCCCUGCAGCUGGAUCUCGGGCCCUCAUUCUUGGAUGAGGUGCUGAAUGUCAUGGAUAAAAAUAAGUAACGGGACACCUCCAGCAAUCUCUGUGGAAUGAAAGGUCUCAAACAAACAAACAAAUGAAUAAAACACUCAACAACAAUGAACCACGGUCGAAGAGAAGAGCUUCGCUGGCUAUUUGCAGUUACGUGAUGGGUUUUCUAAAGUAAUGUUCCUACAAAGUAUUUUUUUACCUUCUGUACCCCAUUUGCAAAAACAGUUAAAGAAAAAAAAAAAAAAGAGGAAGUGAGUCGGUCAGAACUCGUUUUCAGCAGGCCUGGCUGAUGCUCAGCUCACGUCUUUUGUUUGUAGACACUGAGGAACCUGGUCGGCCAGGAUGGGCACUGGCUACAAGGGGCUGCCAAAUUGCAGCGAGGACCUUGACAAUACCCUGGCAUUUUCUGAGCAACAGGAAGUGAAAAUUAAUUUAACACCUAUGCCUUUUUUCUAGACUCUUUUCUAUAUUAUGUCGUUUGGGCUCACCAUAGCAGAUUCUUCAGUGUUAAAACUUUUCUCUGCUUUCACACUUGAACAACUUUUCGGGCUUGGGGGAUUUUUCUUGUAGCUCUUAUAUAUCUCUAUAUAAUAUGUUGACUUUGUGGAAUUUUUUGACUGUUGGCGACAUGUUGGUAAGACACAAGCAAAGUGUUACUGUAACUAAGUUAUUUUUAAAGUUAAAUAUAUUUUUAUGUGCCUUUGGCUUUUUAUUGCAGAGUCUACAUUUUAUAGAUACUACAGCACAUGUCGUCAUUUGACUUGAUUCCAUUGUGGUUCCAUUGUAAGCUGCACGUGUGUAUGUUUGGAAAAGUGUAUUCAUACUUUAGCUUUAUUUUCUUUUCUCUUCACCUGUUAAACUUUUCAUAGCAGCCACCAAUGGAUCAUCAAGUGUAAAGGCGCAGGUUACUCACGACGCUUCUGCAGAGACUGUGGGCCACACCACGUAAUGUUCCUUGGAAAUAUGGGUAUUUUUGUGCAGUACAUACUUGCAUUUCAUAGGUACUUCAUACAACACAAUAAAGAGUAAAUGUUAAAACGAACUUGCAUGAUUAUAGUAAUAAACAAAAACCAAAUA